GCCGCCGUGACGUCAGCGGGCGCACCGCUCGCAUUGGCCGCUGCAGCGGGGCGGGGGUGGAACCGGGCGGGUCGCGCGCUGCCUGAGGCCAGGCGGCGCGGCCCCUCAGGCCGCCAUGGUGGGCGGGGCUGCGGGCGGGGGUCCCGCGGGGCUCCGGGGGCCGCGGGGGAGGGGGUCCCCUGCCGGCCUCCGGCCGCGGCCCGGACAGCCCCAGCUGAAGAAGAGGGCGGCUCCCUCAGGGAACUCCUCACCUUCCCGCUCCCCGCCCCGCAGCGUGCCUCCCGCCCGCCCGCCCGCGGGCGCCAAACACUGCUUCUCACACAGAGUCAGCGAACAAGCCUGUCCUCGGGUUUCGAGGGAAGCCGCAUCUGACUGCAGAGGCGGGAGGGCUGGCCUCCAAACCAGCCUCGGGCAGCUCCAAACUGACGCACAGGGCCGCGUAGGAUAGAUUGGCAGAGGCGGCUCUGGAGGCUGGAGGCUGCCCUGGCUUUCGUGCUCAUCUCGUAGCUCUCUGCUGCUCUCUGCUGCCCAGCAAUGCUCCCGCUGCACCUCGCUCUGAGGAGGAAAUCAGGCAGCCCUGAACACGGAAAACAAGAGCAAGUUCAUCACUCCAGGAAUGUGUUAGUUUUCACCGCGUGAAUACUGCACUUGCAUGCCUCAGGGGCUGCGGCAGCGCUGAAGGAACAGAAAGCUCAGUGCUGUAUUGGCACGAAUACGCGAUGACUGGCUCAGAAGGCAGGAGGAGGUCACCAAAGCAGCUGCGAUCCCGCUGGCACAACCACCUUUUCAGUCUUCUCCCACCACAAAAAAAAAAAACAAACCAGACAAAAUUGCAUGGGGGAUAUUUACAGCCAUGGGAUAUCCCCCAAUCAACAGGCCCAACAGCUCUUUCCUCCGACCUGGGAACCAGCAGUAACUCCACGAUACUCAUCACAGGCAGAAAAGUUCUCUGACAAUGUCUCCUAGGAGCACAGAAAGCCCUGACAAGUAUUUUGUCUUAUGGUGCUGUGCAUACCCUCUGUGGUGUAUUUGCCAUGGGCUGUUGCCUGUUUCUGCAGCACAAAUAUCACAUUGUCUCCGAACUGGCUUCCACUGUUACCGGUUUUCAGCAGCAACAGGCUUUUCCCUGGAAGGAAUUUGAGAAAACAUAGAGCUCUGUAAGGGUUUCCUGAUGAAUUCGCUCCCCUGUUGCUCUCCUGGAAGAAGAGAGGAGUGACCCCACCUUUUCCCCUCUGCAGGACGCGCUUUGCAAUCGGCCAACUGUCUGGGAAGAAUCGUCAUUUGGCUUUGCGGCCUGGACAGGUGCAGGGAACAGGACCCAUUGACUGGACCACCUUCCCAUCUGAGAUCAUGCUGCAGGGCUCACACUUGAUUCCAUGAGAUUUUGGACCUCCAGCCCCCACCAGGACUGCCCUCGUCAAGCAGAUGUUGGUGGGAGAGGAAUGGUGUUAAUCCCCAGCGCUGUCGCCUUCGCUGCCCGGAACUGUUAAGCCUGUUGGACAGUUGCCCUGCUUGGACAGGGACUGGUGCCGCUCUGUUGUGGUUUUGACUGAGAGUCAGGAUGAAUAAACCAAUGCAUUGAAGGUCAUCGUCCGGAAAGAUUGUAAUCCUCAUUAAUAAGGAAAGUAAGAAAAUGUAGUGGGACGGAGGCAAGGACGAGAAGCCCCGAGCGAGCGCUGGGACGAGGGCCUCCGGGCAGGACGCCCCUCCCUGCCGCGCGGCCUCACCAUGUCCAAGAAGGGUGCCAGCAGCCGAGCUAGGGGGGAGAAGCCGGACGCCUUGGCCGCCUUGCAGGCAGCCAAUGAAGAGCUCAGGGCCAAGCUCACCGACAUCCAGAUAGAGCUCCAGCAAGAAAAGAGUAAGGUCAGCAAGUUGGAAAGAGAGAAAAAUCAGGAAGUUAAGCAGAUCAAAGAGCACGAACAGCAUAAAAGUACAGUGGUGGUAACAGAGCUCAAAGUCAAACUUCAUGAAGAGAAAAUGAAGGAGCUCCAAGCUGUUCGAGAAGCACUUUUGAGACAGCACGAAGCUGAACUACUUAGGGUAAUAAAAAUUAAAGAUAAUGAAAUCCAGAGACUACAGACCCUUCUCAAUGCUGUACGCGAUGGGGCUCCUGACAAGGUGAAAACGGUGCUGCUCACGGAGGCGAAGGAGGAGGCCAAGAAGGGGUUUGAGGUUGAGAAAAUAAAAAUGCAGCAAGAAAUUUCAGAGCUGAAGGGGGCUAAGAAACAAGUGGAAGAGGCUUUAACGAUGGUCAUCCAAGCUGACAAAAUUAAAGCAGCGGAGAUAAGGAGCGUGUAUCACCUGCACCAAGAGGAAAUCAGCAGAAUUAAGAGGGAGUGUGAGAGAGAAAUUCGUAGACUGAUGGAGGAGAUUAAAUUUAAAGACAGAGCAGUCUACGUGCUGGAGAGAGAGUUAGGGGUUCAAGCCGGGCAUGCUCAGAGACUGCAGCUCCAAAAGGAGGCUUUAGAUGAACAACUUUCCCAGAUCAAAGAGUCUGAUCGGCAUCUGAGCAGCCCCAAGCGGGAACUUCCUUAUGCAAGUGGUGCAGGAGACGCUUCAGAUCAUUCGGGAAGCCCCGAACAGCAGUUGGAUGAAAAGGAUGCCCGGCGUUUCCAACUUAAAAUCGCUGAGCUGAGUGCCAUCAUCAGGAAGCUGGAGGACCGGAACGCGCUGCUGUCGGAGGAGAGGAAUGAGCUGUUAAAACGUCUUAGAGAAGCUGAAAGUCAGUAUAAGCCCAUUUUGGACAAAAAUAAACGCCUUAGUAGGAAGAAUGAAGAAUUGUCACAUGCCUUACGUCGAAUGGAAAAUAAAUUAAAAUUUGUAACACAAGAAAAUAUAGCAAUGAGGCAAAGAGCUGGCACAAUAAGGAGACCGAGCUCUUUAAAUGACCUUGACCACAGCCAGGAAGAAAGAGAAGUUGAUUUCCUGAGACUACAAGUUAUUGAACAGCAAAAUAUCAUCGACGAACUCUCCAAGACACUGGAAACUGCUGGCUAUGUGAAGAGUGUCAUGGAACGUGAUAAGCUGUUGAGGUAUAGGAAGCAAAGGAAAAAAAUGACAAGAAUUCCUAAGAAGCCGGUUGUGGAGACGUUUUUUGGCUACGAUGAAGAAGCUUCCUUGGAGUCUGAUGGUUCCUCUAUCUCGUACCAAACUGACCGGACAGAUCAAACCCCUUGCACUCCUGAAGAUGACUUGGAGGAGGGCAUGGCCAAGGAAGAGACAGAACUGCGGUUUCGGCAGCUGACGAUGGAGUACCAGGCUCUGCAACGAGCAUACGCCCUAUUGCAAGAACAGGUCGGAGGAACAUUGGAUGCAGAACGAGAAGUUAAGACACGUGAGCAGCUCCAAGCAGAAAUACACCGAUCUCAGGCUCAGAUAGAAGACCUGGAGAAGGCCCUCGCUGAGCAGGGGCAGGACAUGAAGUGGAUUGAGGAGAAGCAAGCAUUGUAUAGAAGAAAUCAAGAACUGGUAGAAAAGAUAAAGCAAAUGGAAGCCGAGGAAGCUCGCUUAAAACAUGAUGUCCAGGAUGUUAAGGAUCAAAACGAGCUCCUGGAGUUCAGGAUCUUGGAGCUUGAAGAGAGAGAAAGACGAUCGCCUGCCAUCAACUUCCAUCACGGUCCUUUUACAGAGGGGAAAAGCCCUCUCCAAGUGUACUGCGAGGCAGAAGGUGUAACAGACAUAGUAGUAGCAGAGCUGAUGAAAAAAUUGGACAUUUUAGGGGAUAACGCCGUAAGUAAUCUGACCAACGAAGAGCAAGUAGUUGUCAUACAAGCAAGGACAGUUCUCACAUUGGCUGAAAAGUGGCUACAGCAGAUAGAGGUGACGGAGUCUGCGCUGCAGCAGAAGAUGCUGGAUCUAGAGAAUGAAAAGGAGCAGUUCAGCAAGCAGAAGGGCUACCUGGAUGAUGAGCUCGACUUCAGGAAACAGUCCUUGGACCAAGCUCACAAGCAAAUUCUGGAAUUAGAAGCCAUGCUCUAUGAUGCCCUGCAGCAAGAAGCUGGAGCCAAAAUUUCCGAACUUCUUUCAGAAGAGGAGAAAGAGAAACUGAAGAGUGCCGUAGAGCAAUGGAAGCGGCAGGUGAUGAGCGAGCUCCGGGAGAGGGACGCCCAAAUCCUGCGAGAAAGGAUGGAGCUCAUUCAACACGCGCAGCAGAGAAUUAAAGAGCUAGAAGAAAGAAUUGAAGGCCAAAAAAGACAAAUAAAAGAGUUAGAGGAAAAGCUUUCAUUCUUUGGUCAUAGUCCUUCAGGCCACACACAAAAGCCUACUGAGGAAGCUCGAAUCGCUUCUACUGUUAUUAACAGGAAGACAGCACUGAAUACCAAGACAGAAAUAGAGACAUUGCCAUUUCGAAAACCCCAGAUAUCUCUCAUAUUUUGCUACUGGCAAUGGAAGGUGCAAUCUUUCUGACCCUUUCAGACUGAAGCUGAACUAGGGUAUGUGGAAAUUUCUGCACAGGCGGCACCUGGACCACUGAAACCUCAGACUGAACAUUUUGAAAAGCUAGAACUAAGUCAACAAAGAAGAAAGCCAAAAACCCCCUCCCUCUCCUACAGCCACAGGCUCCUUCCCGGAGUCCUGGCUCUGCUGCUUGAACUGACUUUCAGUGGAAGUCCUGGCUCUGCUGCUUGAAAUAGCUCUCAGCUUUAUGUAAGGAGCAGUAUUCUAAUUCAGAUAAACUGAAUGCAUUUUCAUUCCCUGCUAAGCAGGUAGUAAAUUGCUUCUCUGUAGAAGUGACCGUGUCCGGUUUUAUAUGUCACGCAUUUAUAUUUGUUAUUCAUAGUCAUUUAAAAAUCUGUCUGAAAGAAGAUUUUAGGAAGAGAUCCAGAGGAGUAACUCUCGAAAAGAUUAAAUGUGAAUGAAAAUGAAGUGUUUUGUUCCAAGGUAUUUCUUCAUAACACAGCGUGUGUCCAGUGGUUGGUUGAAUAUCCUGCAAGCCCAGUUUUAGGGAAAAACGUGAAGCUAUGUUUGAACCCUUCGAGAAAUCAAGUUGUAAUUUUGGGGGGAGUUUUUGGUAGACCAUGGCCCACAGCACGGUGAGAAAAGUGGCACAAAAAUUUAUCAUUUGCUGUCCCUAAAUGAUGACAAAAGACUUAACAUUGUCCCAACAAAACGUUCAACCUGGAAGAGUGAAUGGCAAACAUGUUGUCCCUGAUCUGCACUCUGGGCUGGGGGAGGCGGCAAAAGGCAACAGAAGAUUUUAUCACCUUGAGGCAAGGGAGCCCGAGCCCAGGAGGCCGGCACAGGAGCCGGGAAGGGAAAAUGCAUCCUCUAGAAAAACAGGUGAAGGAGGGGAAAUGCAGAAGAAAUCCCACCAGUGUGAGUCGCCAAGUGGGAACUGCAGACGAGUGCACAAGCCUGGGCUGUGGAGGAAGGGCCAGAACAAGCUCCCGUCUGCAGCUCCCCACAGCUGCAGCAUCACGAAGGUCCCCGAGGCGCAGGAUGCGGGUGGGACCUGCCCGUCCCUUGGAAGCAUGGGGCAGGAAGCAAACCCAGAGCUCCUGACAGGUACCUGCACCGCUCCCAAAACUUGUGUCGAGUUUAUAAAGCUACGAAGAAAAUCCCUCGAUACUGAAAUUCUAAAAAUUCUCCAGAUACUUGUACAUCAAUGGUCUGUUUUAAACCAGGCAGCGUAAACAGCAAAGGGAGCUAAACCACCAAAACGUAAGAAAAUGAAUUGUUCAGAAAAGUGGCAUAUUUGUAGCGAAGUAGUAUGACCUUGUAAGCCAAAGGUUACGGAUUUUGGUAUCAGCAUAUGAUUAUAUUACAAAAGCAAUUUAACAAACUCCAAUUCUACCAGAUGCAAAUACCAAUAUCGGGAUUACAUUGAUGAGCUACAUUUUCACUUCUGCAUUUCGUGCUUAAAACAUGUGUCCGUUCUGAGUUCUACUUAAAUAUUUAAGGUCUUAAAGUGUAUUAUUUACCUGGAAGAACUGCAAACAAUAGUUGAGGCGACCGCCUGCAGUCCAAGGCACUGCCGAACUCUCGCCGGACGCCUGCAGGACGCCCCGUGCUGGCACCUCUCCCAGCGCCUGAAGGGAAAGGCCCGAGGACGCAGCCCCGGGGCACGGGAAUGCGGGAGCCGCUGGGGGCGAACGUGGGGGUCCCGGGCGCUGCCGGGGCCUGGGCACGGGGCCGGCCAGCGCGUUUGGAAGCGGCGUGGAUGCCUUUCGCCGCUGUUCGCUCACUCAGGCCAUGCUUUUGCACGGUGUGUGCAUGCGUCUAGAAUUUCGGUUCCGUUUUCCCAUUAAUUAGGCUUUCUUAAUCACGGCGGGUUUUUUUUAAUUACAAAGGUAACUGUACAGGACAGGUACACGUGUAAAUAAGGGAUUAUGCUUAUGUAUAUGUCAAUAUUUGUAUGUAAAAAGAUGUGUACAUAGGAAAGAAAAAAAUGGCUCAAAGAAUGUUUUCAAAACUGUUUCUUUCUUACAAAUGCACAAAUGGGAAAUUUAUGUAAAUGUGCUCCUUGAUUUCAGCGUAAGGGUUUUUGCUCAAUUUUCAGUCACUUUGAGUUUGAUCCAGCUGGGAUUUUGUACGUCGGUUUGUACGAGUCCCUGACCGUGGCACGGAGCCAUUCUGGAGACGGUGCCACCCUUCGCCCACGGACGAGCUGUGUCAGAUCCCGUUUGCCGUCUCCUCACCUCUGGGUCUUGCGCGUCUUUUAAAAGCACGGUCUCAAAGCCACAGGACUGCGGCAUGGGGGGCACUACCCUAAUCUGGGGCUCUGUCCUGCAGCCCCUCCGUCCCUCGGCGCAGGUGUGAAGCAGCAGAGGAAGGUGGGGUUUCCACCCGGGGAGGGACCCCAGCCAUUCCCGGGCUGGCGAGCGCCCGCUCCUCGGGGAAGCAGCGCAAGGCAGGGGCUGCCAGCGCCUCCCGUUCCUCACCUGAAUUUUUUAGAAAUAGAAAAAAAAAAUCUUUUAGAAAUUCCCCAGAUUUCCUUCAAAUAGCGACACGACGGGGGGCGGAUAAACCAAGCGCAUGACGGGGUGCGUGGCUGACAGAGCUCGGCCGCUGCCCUUCGCCACGGGGGCCGGCGCAGCGGGUGCAGACGCGCUCCCUCGGAGCAGCGCAGGGGUGCGAGAGGGUCCCUGCCCGGGCGGGCACGGGCCGGCUGCCGCCUCCGCGCCGCGGCGCGUCUGAACUGGCACCCGCUGGCAUUGCAGCUCCCUCUGCCAACAGCCGAGCGUUGUGCGUUUCGGGCCUGUACUUCUUGUUCAAGCUGUCGGAGGACUGUGGCUAUUAUUUAAAGUGUUCUGCCCUAGUAAUAUCUGUAGCCUUCAGCGUACCCUCGAGUGCCUUACACAGCGUGUGAACAAAGCUCCUGACCGUGAGGAGAGAGGGCACCGCCAGUCCCUCGGGGGGGACCGAUGCCAAAGCCCUUCGCAUCCCGGACGCCUCCACCCGCGGCGGGCAGCGUGCGUUAGCACAGGCAUGGGUUUAGUUUAGACUCAGGAAAUCGUAUUGUGAAUAUGUGUAUUAACCCUGUACUUACCUAUUGUACAUUUUAUAAAAAGGAACUAUUGUAAACUUAUGCAAAAGGUAAACCAGAGAAAAUGUUUGGUUUUCUUUUUUUUCCCAAUGGCCGGUGUGCCGUGACUUGUGUUCUGAUAUAAUCUCCUAAUAACCGUAUCCUAAAUGCGUAACGUUUGGUUCAGUGCUGAAACAGUGAUUGACAGGCCUAAAAUAGGGCUGGAUUGGUCAAUUACAGAAUUUUACACAUAUUUUUGUAUUGUGAUUCAUAUGCUAUAUAUCAAGAGACUUUCUAUUCAUUUGUAAAAUACAUAAAGUAUUGGAAACUUUUAAUAAAAAGACCUGUUUUAAACCUU
Messenger RNA from Phalacrocorax carbo (great cormorant), 7823 nucleotides. NCBI's taxonomy places the organism in Eukaryota, Metazoa, Chordata, Aves, Suliformes, Phalacrocoracidae. The record is from RefSeq and is a predicted model, not a curated record.